AUGAAGUGCAAAUAUUGCCUGCCAACUUUUGCAGCCAUUGUGCCACCAAUCUGCUCCGCAGAUUGUCACCAAACUGCGUUGAAAGAUAAAUGUCAGUUAGCUACUAAGUUAUUGGGAGUGCGAUAUUUAACCUCCGAAACCGUAGAGAGUACGGCCCUGACGUUUCAAUGCGUAGACUACAUCCAUGGCUGUGACAGUCUUACGUUUAGCGUGCUCUGUGUAAGUGACAGCGUCACGGAUGACGUUUUCAAGGAAAACUUUGAGCACACCACGGGUCUCUUCGUAGAUCAAUCCAGAGAUACGUUUGACUCCACCACGACGGGCCAGACGACGAAUGGCUGGCUUAGUGAUACCUUGGAUGUUAUCACGAAGAACUUUACGAUGGCGCUUGGCUCCUCCUUUUCCCAAUCCUUUUCCUCCCUUACCACGGCCAGUCAUGUUGAUAUCAGUAGAAUUAAACUUCUGAUCGACUCAAGAGGAACCGUUGCUCUUCGUGAGAUCCGUCGUUACCAGAAGAGUACGGAGUUGUUGAUCCGUAAAUUGCCCUUCCAACGUCUCGUCCGUGAAAUCGCCCAGGACUUCAAGACUGAUCUGCGAUUCCAGAGCUCCGCUGUGAUGGCCCUUCAGGAAGCCAGCGAGGCCUACCUCGUCGGUCUGUUUGAAGACACCAACCUCUGUGCCAUUCACGCCAAGCGUAUCUUUUCUGAUAAACGAACAAAAGAAGAUGACAUGAAUUUUCAGAAGGAAUAUGCAGAUGUUUUAGAAUACAAUGAAUUUGUCAUUACUAUAACACAUUAA
Cotesia congregata is the source of this 798-nucleotide messenger RNA. The record is from the annotation of a GenBank genome assembly. NCBI's taxonomy places the organism in Eukaryota, Metazoa, Arthropoda, Insecta, Hymenoptera, Braconidae.